AUGGCAAAGCACAUACUACAGGGUGGCAAUCUUUGGAUUGAUGGUGGACAAUAUUUGUUUCCAUUGCCUGAUGGCGGCGAUGGAGACAAAUCUUCCCAGCUCUUGGCCGGUGGUACAUUUCGUAUGGACCGUAAGAUUGGUGGGUUUCGGCCUCAUAUGGAGGUUCCUAUCGGCAUGCUCAAGUCGGACCUGGGAAUCCCUUCUUGGCCUGUAGAAACGAGGGUUGGGCAAUCCAACCCGUCCCCGACCUGUAAACGUCUGGGACACGCGCGGGAGGGACAUUUCAGCUCCCUCUUCCUCCCUCCCCCGAUCCCGCCGCCGCCGCCGCCCUCCAGCCCCGCUGCGGCCCGCCUCCGCCGCGCCCGGCCUCCUCCGCCCCGCCUCCGCCGCGGCCCGCCUCCGCCCCGCCUCCGCCCCCGCCCCGGCCUCCUCCCGCCCGGCCUCGCCUCCGCCGCGCCCCCGCGCACCCGGCCGCCCGUCGCCCCGCCCCCGCCCCCGCGCACCGGCCGCCGCCGCCAUGGACGCCUCCCCCGCCCCGCCCGUGCCGCCCGUGGCCGCGCCGCCCGCCCCGCCGCCCGCCCCUGCCGCGCCGCCCGCCCGGCGCCCGUCGCUCCCGCCCCCACCCCCGCACCGGCCGCCCACCCGCACGUCGCCGCCGUGGUCGCUGCGACCCACGUCGGCGCGGGCGGCGGCGUGCGGGGCAUCACCUCGUGCCGGCCGUCGGCCCCGCACCGGCCGUCGCUCCCGCCCCCGCCCCCGCACCGGCCGCACCACCCGCACCUCCCGGGCACGGGCGAAGGUGUCCUCCGGUGGUCCUCGUGCUGCCAAGGCCAAGGCGGCCUCCUCCCCGGCGCCGAGGAAGGCCGUGGCCAAGAGGAGGGCCCCGGCGAGCUGCCGGUGGCCGCCGCCGUGCCGCCCGCCCCGGCCGCCCCGGAGGUGCCGCCCGCCACGGCCGCCGUCGUGCCGCCCGCCCCGGCCGCCGUGCCGCCCGCCCCGGCCGCCGUGUCCUUCAUGGACAUGCUCAAUGAGGUGGAGGUGGACAUCAACGCUCCACCGCUUGAUCCCUAUAGGGAUGAUGAUUUGGAGGGAGGAGAGGAUGCGGAGGGAGGAGAUGAGGAGGAGGAGGAUGAUGAUGAUGAAGACAUCACAGAGAUACAAGAGGAGGCGUUCACCCGCGUCCGCUCGUCGAACUACACCGACGCGGAAGAUAUACUCUUGGUUCGAGCUUGGGCGUCGGUGGGGUUGGAUGCGGGCACCGGUACCGACCAAACCGGUAAACGGUAUUGGCAGCGCAUCGAGGACGCCUACCUUAAGAUGAAGCCGAAGAGGAGUGGGUUCGCCUCUCGCUCAUUCUGGUCGCUUCAAGGCCGGUGGGACUUGAUGAAGCCGGCAUGUGCGCGUUGGAGUGCCGCCAUGGACCAAGUGAUGGAUGCGCCGCCGAGUGGCACCGUGGAGAGUGACUAUGAGAAGAUUGCCGGCUUGAGGUACAAGGAGAUGGCCGGCUCCAAGGGCAAAGAAUUCCCAUUCAAGCAUGUUUGGUCAAUUCUUCAAACAUAUGACAAGUGGAAGUUGAGAGAUGAUGAAACCGCACCGAAGAAGUCCGCAAUGCUUGACAUGGAUGAUCCGGAAGUUGAGGAGAGGAACUUGAACAAGCCCGAGGGAACCAAGAAGGCCAAGCUUAGGGUGAAGAUGGAAGGAGAGGCGGCUAGCCUAAGGGAGAAGAUGGAUCAUAUGAUGAAGGCAAGAGAGGCUUUGGCAACCAAGACGUUGGAGACAAAGCUUCUCAUCACCGAGCAAAAGAAGGUGGUCAAGCUUGCACACAUUGAAGCAAAGCGUGAGGAGGCAGCCCGCAAGGCCGACUUGGAGGAGAGGAUGCUCAAGGUGAAAGAAGCAAAGGUAUGGAAAGAACUCAUGGUGGAAGAGAAGGAGCACAUGAUGAUGUGCAAGAAAGACAUGGAUGAAGAGCAAUUGCAAUGGUGGAAGGAGUACAAGGAGGACAUCGCCGAGAGGAAGAGGAUGUUCCGAGGGUCCUCCUCUACCUUUGUAGUUGACACUACCAUGAGCGAUGGCGGUGUCGACAACUCGCAUGAUGGUGGGGUUUGAUGGUGGUGGAGUGGCCUAGCAUAUGGCACCGACGUGUAAUUUUUUGGUGAUGGUGCCAAUGAGAUGGGCAAGAUGAUGAUUAUGUGAUGUAAAAACUACUAAACCAUGCAUCCAUGAUUAUUACUUUUGUAGUAUGUUUGAUGAUUCAUUGUGUUUUUGUGUCAUAUUGUGAUGAAUAUGUGACAGGUUUAGAGGUUGGGGUUGAGGCAAAGAAUAGAACCCCUAAACCCUCAAACCCCUAAAACGGAAUAUUCUGUUACACGGGUUGGGUUUAGGGGUUCUAUUCUUUGCCCCUGUUUUUCAACCUGUAAAUGUGUCCA
Lolium perenne is the source of this 2423-nucleotide messenger RNA. Lineage: Eukaryota; Viridiplantae; Streptophyta; Magnoliopsida; Poales; Poaceae. The record is from RefSeq and is a predicted model, not a curated record.